Messenger RNA from Serinus canaria (Common canary), 1222 nucleotides. RefSeq names its product potassium channel tetramerization domain containing 7 (gene KCTD7). Gene Ontology annotation, biological process: protein homooligomerization. The transcript is spliced from 6 exons. Bases 268 to 1206 code for a protein of 312 amino acids. NCBI's taxonomy places the organism in Eukaryota, Metazoa, Chordata, Aves, Passeriformes, Fringillidae. Gene Ontology annotation, molecular function: protein binding. The record is from RefSeq and is a predicted model, not a curated record.
CCGCUCCCCCCGGGCCGGAGCGGAGCUGCAGCCGCGGCCGCGGGCGGGCAGCAGGAGGACUCUGCUCCUGUCAGCACAGCUCUGUUUCACUGCUCCCUGGGUGAACAGGUGAAGCCAACCCAGAGAGAGACUUCACUCACCUUUUAAUGAACGACAAAAAACAGGUUCAACUUGUCAGUCAUUGAUCUUUUUAUUGCCACUCCUUGUUCUCAAAAUCCUGCUCUCAUGAUGGCCUAAGCCUCAUUAUUGAGAGCUUGUUCUGUGUGGAUGUUCCAAUGGCACAGAAGCACUGCCACGGCCUCCUACCCAGCAGAGCUGCUCCCCAGAGCCAGAGGGAUGGUGGUAGUCACGGGGCAGAACAAAGUGAGUGCCACCCCGGAUGAUGCCAUGUCGAGCUCGGAUGCAGAGGAUGAUUUCCAAGAGCCGGCCACUCCCACCGCCACCCAGGCAGCACAAGCGCUACCUCUGCUGCCCCAGCAGUUCCCAGAAGUUGUCCCACUGAAUGUGGGGGGGAUGUUCUUCACCACCAGACUGUCCACGCUGCGCAGGUACGAGGACACCAUGCUGGCAGCCAUGUUCAGUGGCAGGCACUACAUCCCCACGGACGCCGAGGGCCGGUACUUCAUCGACAGGGACGGCACCUACUUCGGAGACAUACUAAACUUCCUACGAUCUGGUGAGCUGCCCCCCCGAGAGCGAGUGAGGUCAGUGUACAAGGAAGCUCAGUAUUAUUCCAUAGGACCCUUGCUAGACAAUCUAGAGGAUAUCCAGCCUCUUAAAGGAGAAAAAGUUAGACAAGCUUUCCUGGGCCUAAUGCCAUAUUACAAAGACCACCUGGAGCGGAUCAUCGAGAUCGCCAAGCUGCGAGCCAUGCAGAGGAAGGCCAGGUUUGCCAAGCUCAAGGUGUGCGUGUUCAAGGAGGAGAUGCCCAUCACCCCCUAUGAGUGCCCCCACUUCAACUCCCUGCGCUUCGAGCGCAGCGAGAGCGAGGCCAAGCUCUUUGAGCACCACUGCGAGGUGGACGUGUCCUUCGGGCCCUGGGAGGCCGUGGCCGACGUCUACGACCUCCUGCACUGCAUCGUCACCGACCUGUCGGCCCGUGGCAUCACCGUGGACCACCAGUGCAUCGGCGUCUGCGACAAGCACCUCAUCAACCACUACUACUGCAAGCGCCCCAUCUACGAGUUCAAGAUCACCUGGUGGUGAGCCCAGGGCACAGCAA